This is a messenger RNA of Chiloscyllium plagiosum (whitespotted bambooshark), 4604 nucleotides long. NCBI's taxonomy places the organism in Eukaryota, Metazoa, Chordata, Chondrichthyes, Orectolobiformes, Hemiscylliidae. The record is from RefSeq and is a predicted model, not a curated record.
GGCCCCCAGUUGGACUGAAGAAUCUGUUUCCGUGCUGUACAUCUCUAUGACUCUAAUGUCGUGAAUUGUUCACAAUUAAUUUGGCUGGCUUGAGUCAGCAAUUCAAAUGGUUGUCUUCCAAACCAGCUUGAUGGCUGGUUUACUGAUAAGUAUGGCCAUUCCCAUGUAUCCGGCCGACUAAAGAGUCAGGGCAAUUGUAGCUCCUAUUCUUUCCCCAGUGGAUUAUGGAAUCUGAAUCAUGUCAGCACAGCCUAACAGCACAAGAAAAAGAGCCGCCCAUACUGAUACUGAAGACCGUCUGCUUUCAGUGCAACCAUAAUGCCUGUGAUAUAUUCUCUGCCUCACAUGAGGACUCAGUGGCUUUUGGUGGUCGGUGGUUUAGUGGUUUCUUGGACAGAGUUUCUUUGGGAUUUGCAAAGGAAUAAAUAAGCAUUUCUCGGCUUUGCAAGUGAUAACAACAAAUAGAAACACAACACUGGAACUGAUGAGGAUCAGGAGAGUUGAGUUUAAUUUGCAGAUUUGUUGAAGUAGAUCCUGAAGCUGGAACACCCCCAGUCUCAAUGAUUCCCCAGGUUCUCCAAGUCCCGGGUUGCCUUUACAAGUGAAAGUUGUCGCCUAGCUGGGCCAGUGUUCAAUCCCCAUUACUUCACAAAGAUCAGUUCGUCUCUUCCUUUAGUGUCGUAUUGGUUGUGCAUCAUUAAACCACGGUAAAACAGAAUGCAUCAAAUGCUCACCGUCCCUUCUUGUACAAUCACCAACCCUUGUGGUGGUUUGGAGCGGUUUCCAUUCCACUGUGCAAAUUGCCACGACUAUAGCUUGCCGAAGGUGGGGGGGAUUUCAAGAACCAGUAGCGGACAGUCACCCUCACUAAACACGCAGCACUUUUCCAACCUAUAGUGUAACUCUAGACGCUGCCCCUCCCCUUCAAACAUUCUGGAAUAAAUGUAUGAUAUGGUAGAAAAUAAGCGGCUGAUUUGUCGGUUUAAUGUUUCAUUCUUGUCUGUGGUAAAAAUCCUCCAGCAAAACAGAAUGUCAUACUAUUAAAACAGUUCCCAAAGGAAUAUACAAGACGUUAAUCUCUGGGAUAACUUCAUACACGGUACCAGUAAUUGCCAGAACCCAAGACUUGUGCCUGUGAUGCAGAACAUAUAUAGUUGACAAAACGCUCCAAGUAGCCACCCCCACCCAACCAGCUUUCCUUCUCUCUCGGUGUCUCAAAGCUCAUUACCUCAAAGUUUUUUUUUGCCCUCGGAAACAAGCUUAUUAACCGUGGGAUGAAUUGAAGGAUGAUUUAUCAAUGUGGAAUGCUACAGCCGGCUCCACGCCGUCCAUUCACAAAGAGGGAGCAGGAAGAGGAAGCAACCUCCUGUGUGAUUUCUCUUCCACCGGGCUCAGUUCUGGUGGCGAGCCUGUAGAAAGCGCCAGCGGAACAUCGAGUGCAAGGAGCCAAGGAAGCGUCCUCCAAGCUCAGUUUAGGGCGUUAUUCCUCUCACAUCCCUGCCUCGUUUGUCAGCGACGUAGGGGGAACAGUCCCAGAACUGGUGUCCACCUCCGGGUGAUUACCACAGGGACCGUGGAAUUAUAAACAGCAUCUUUGGUUUAUGAACAUCUGAAAGACUUCUCAAGGUUGUUAUCAGACUCGCAUUCUCUCCACUGUGAAAACUGGAAACUGAAGACAGCUGGAGAAAUAAGGAUUGAUACCAUGUUGACCAGCAAAAACGCAUCAGUGCAGGAAAUGCAAUGACAGCCGGCUGUGUCUGACUACAAUGGAAGCGAUCCCACUUCUGGCCUGCAUGUGGACCUUCUGCAUUAUCAAGUGGUUGAAAUAAUAGCAAGGCCUAUACCUGAACUGCUGAACCUAUGGGCUAGUCAGCCUAACUGACCUGUAACAGAUAGAAGAUGGUGUCCACUCUGAGAAUACUGAACAACACUUGAAGCGUGAAUGAUCUGAAUUUGCAAUGGCCAUCAAAAUCAAUGCUUACCUCUGAGGCUGAGCUGCACUGCAGAUGGUGACCCUUAUUUCAACUAAAUAAGAUCAGAAGGAUUUGGUGCUUCUCAUCAGAAUCUUCUCUCAACUUUUGUUCACUUCUUAAGUAAGACCGAGUCGGAGUUGCAUUGAGGCUUAACCAUGCUUCUCAGUACCAGUGAGAACAUUCUAUUAUAAGGAAAAAGCAUCAGCCAGGAGAGUAAACAUCUUACAGCUUGAAUGUAAAAGUAUCAUGAUGAAGGCCAUUGACAGAAUGGUCGACUGCAUCAGCAAAGUCAUGCUUCACACAGUGAUAUCGUGUUGGCAGCCCUUUCUAGGUCUGGCUCUCAUCAUUGUUCUCACUGGGUCUACAAUGGGAUGUCCAGCCCGAUGUGAAUGUGCUGCACAGAACAAAUCCGUCACCUGCCAUCGCAAACGCUUGACUGUAAUCCCUGAGGGUAUUCCUAUUGAGACCAAAAUAUUAGACCUGAGCAAGAAUAAGCUGAAAAACAUCAAUCCGGAUGAGUUCUCAUCAUAUACCUUACUGGAAGUAAUAGAUCUUAGUGAAAAUAUAAUAACAAUCUUGGAACCUGGAUCUUUUAGUAAUCUUUUUAACUUGCGCUCCCUACGCCUCAGAAGUAACCGCCUAAAACUCAUCCCCCUUGGUGUUUUUGCUGGACUGUCUAACUUGACAAUGCUGGACAUCAGCGAGAACAAAAUAGUCAUUUUGCUGGACUACACCUUUCAGGACUUACACAACUUAAAGUCUCUUGAAGUGGGGGAUAAUGAUUUGGUUUACAUUUCACACCGAGCCUUCAGUGGACUGGUUGCACUUGAACAGCUAACCCUCGAGAAAUGUAACCUUACAGCAGUGCCAACAGAAGCACUGUCUCAUCUUCACAAUCUCAUCCGUCUCCGGCUGUGCCACCUCCACAUCAAUGCCAUCCAUGCGUAUUCUUUUAAAAAGCUGUAUCGAUUGAGAUACUUGGAGAUUGAUCACUGGCCUCUGCUCGAUGUAUUGCCUGCCAACAGUCUUCAUGGUCUCAAUCUCACCUAUCUGUCCAUCACAAAUACAAACCUAUCUGCAAUACCCUAUGGGGCAUUCAAGCAUCUAAUAUACCUUGCAUACCUGAAUCUGUCCUACAACCCAAUCAGCAUUAUUGAAUCGGGCAUGUUGCAGGACUUAAUACGUCUUCAAGAACUGCACCUGGUUAGCGCACAGUUACUCACCAUUGAGCCUCGUUCCUUUAAGGGGCUGCAUAUCUUGCGGGUUUUAAAUGUGUCUCAUAACCUGUUGGACACUCUGGAGGAAAGCGUUUUCCAAUCUGUGAAAAGCGUCCAAGUGCUCUGUAUAGACCAUAACCCACUGGCAUGUGAUUGCCGGCUUCUGUGGAUCCUACAAAGGAAAAAGAUGCUGAGGUUUUCAGAAGAGCAGCCAAUUUGUGCCUCACCAGAAAACAUCAAAGGAAUGCGAUUUAAAGAUUUCAAUGAUCUUUACCUGCCCAGCUACUUCACUUGCCAAAAGCCCCAAAUACGUGACAAAGGUCCACAGCAUAUAGUGAUCAAUGAAGGUCAAGUGGCCCAAUUGAUUUGCCGUGCUGAUGGGGACCCUCUCCCAGUUAUCUCCUGGCAGUCUCCUCACAGAAGGCUAAUCACCCUCAAGUCCAAUGGGAGGGCAACAGUGCUAGGAGACGGCACACUGGAACUCAAGUUCACCCAGGUUCAAGAUAGCGGAGUCUACAUGUGUAUUGCAAGUAAUGCUGCUGGGAAUGACAGCUUCUCAGCAACCUUAGUUGUGAAGGGACAUUCUGAGAAUCUGCAUGGGAACAGGAGCUCUCUGUACAUGACUGAGGUAAAUGACACCCAAUCCAAUGGGACACAUGUGUUCAUGACAGUUUCACUGGACCUCAAGACUAUAUUGGUGUCCACGGCCAUGGGUUGCUUCACGUUCCUUGGCGUGGUGUUGUUCUGUUUCCUGCUUCUCUUUGUGUGGAGUCGGGGGAAAGGCAAGCACAAGAACAACAUCGAUAUCGAAUACAUUCCUCGUAAGACUAACGGAGCCACAGCUGAUACUGAGCAAGGAGGCACAAGGAGGUUCAACAUGAAGAUGAUAUAGAAUCAACAGCAAAAGGCUGCACUUUUAAAAAAUAAAUGCAAGAAACCUUUAUGCUGUCCGCUCAUUAUGGGGCCAAAUGUUCCCUUAGAGAAUGCUUCCUGGAAUGUCUCACAACCAGGGAGCUGGUAUCCUCUGAUGGUACAACAACAAAUGGUUCGUCACGGCAACUGGGGAUUUGGGGUUGCUUUUCUGGUGCCCGUGCCUUGAAUUGAAACGAAGGAAGUACCAGUGAAUACUGGAAUUCUUUCACUAACCUGGUUUAAGUGACAGCCCAUGUUGCACAUCUGUAAUAACUAAUCUUACUGGGAAACUGCUUGUUCAAGUGAAUGAGGAAAUCAUUUGACAUUUUGUAUAAAACUGUACUAAUCCAGAAGAAAUGGAAGGUGGAGAUCUUCAGUAAAGCAUCAGUGGAUUUCCACAUGGACAAAUUAAUGUUGAUGAACCCCCAAAUCAGUGUGGAUUGUAUUGCAAAACACUGAGGGGAUUGAUUGGAGUGCGUGGCUGGAGAUGAUAAAAGAUAAA